This is a messenger RNA of Myripristis murdjan (pinecone soldierfish), 1610 nucleotides long. RefSeq names its product forkhead box protein I2-like. The record is from RefSeq and is a predicted model, not a curated record. Gene Ontology annotation, molecular function: RNA polymerase II cis-regulatory region sequence-specific DNA binding; DNA-binding transcription factor activity, RNA polymerase II-specific. Gene Ontology annotation, biological process: regulation of transcription by RNA polymerase II; anatomical structure morphogenesis; cell differentiation. The transcript has 2 exons. Lineage: Eukaryota; Metazoa; Chordata; Actinopteri; Holocentriformes; Holocentridae. Bases 186 to 1610 code for a protein of 474 amino acids.
GCUGUGUUGCUACUAGAAAUACACAGAUGAUGACAGACUGAGGAAACACACACACACACACACACACACACUGCCUGAGACAGACAAACACACACAUCUUGGACUGAUCAAAAGUUGGGAGGCAGGCAUAUCUGACCGACGAAAGGACAAAAGAAAGAAAAAAGCCGAGAGAGACAGAGGUGUGAAUGAUGGCGUCAUUCGUCCCAGAGCAAGGCUUGUCCCCUCCUCUGUCUGGACACUCUUUCCCCCAGCAGGAUCUGCCGUCUCUGGGUCUGGAUCCCUCAGACUUCAGCCUCUACAGUCCUCCGGCUCUUCCUGAACAGGCCCCGGCUGCCUCAGCAUACCACCCCGCCGCUGCCGAGCCUUACCUCUGCCUCGACAGCCCUGACAAGAGCACCACGGCGGCGGAGGGACUUCCAGCGUUCGGAGGCUUUGUUCCCCAGGUCUUCAACCUGCAGAGGCCCGUCCUCCCCGGCCCCGGCGGCCCCAGCGCGGCCCUUGCCCUCCUCCAAGGCUCCUGGUUCUCCUUGCCCUCCCAGGAUGAUCUGAUGCGCCUUGUCCGGCCACCCUACUCUUACUCCGCCCUCAUCGCUAUGGCCAUCCAGGGCGCCCCGGAGCAGCGGCUGACCCUGAGUCAGAUCUACCAGUACGUGGCCAACAACUUCCCCUUCUACAGCCGCAGCAAGGCUGGCUGGCAGAACUCCAUCCGGCACAACCUGUCGCUCAACGACUGCUUCCGGAAGGUUCCCCGGGACGAGAGCGACCCAGGAAAAGGGAACUACUGGACGCUGGACCCCAACUGUGAGAAAAUGUUUGACAACGGAAACUUCCGCCGCAAAAGGAAGAGGAAAUCGGACAGCCUGGUCGUCGACAACAAAAGAAAAGCUUCCUCCUCCUCAUCCUCCUCCUCCUGCUCUUCUUCCCCAAGCUCUGAGGGCCCCCAAAACCCCGAGAUGCUUGAUGGCAGCGCCGACUUCCCCCCUCUCUCAGACUCCGCCCCCUGCCUCAGCGGUUUCUUGCCCCAGAUGGUCUCUGUGGCAGCCAAGGACACAGGAGCGGAGUAUCUCUCCAGCACAUUCCCCUCCUUGCUGGACACCCUCCCCCCUCCCCUCUGCUCUCUCCCCAACUCCCAGGCCUCUUCUACCCCCGUUCACGCAAACAUCCCGGCUUACUCGCCCCCCCUCCACCUGGCCAUGCAAGUGCCCGACCGAGCAUCCCCCCCUCAGGCGUACAGCUCCUCCUACUCCCCCAGUGCUGUGGUACCGCAGUGGGAGACCCUCCAGACGUCCUCCUCGCCUCCCGUCUACGCCUCCUUGCAGCCUUUGUCUAGUCCUUUCCCCUCCCUCCAGCUCUCCUCUCCUCCUUUCUCCUCUUACCCCUCUUUCUCGUCCCCUCAGUCUUCCUCUCCUCCUCUUUAUUCCUCCCUCCCCAACUCUCAGGCCAGCUCUCCCUUGCUUUAUGCAGACCUCCAAACUGCCAAGCCCUCCUCCCCUCCCCUCUACCCAGCCAUGCAGGCCCCUCAGCUCCAGCUCCCGGGCCAGCCUGAGCCUCUGUCCCCUCUGUGCAUCAGUGACUCGGCCCCCCUGGAGUCCCUGGUUCUCCAGCAGUGA